Molecule: messenger RNA, 323 nt
Organism: Dentiscutata heterogama
Lineage: Eukaryota; Fungi; Glomeromycota; Glomeromycetes; Diversisporales; Gigasporaceae
Source: the annotation of a GenBank genome assembly
CUAAUGAUAAAGAGGAUAGUCAGAUACCAAAUUCUUAUAGUGAAAGCCAUAAUUUUACAAAAGAAUUUAAAAAAAUUCAAAAUAAUAGACCUAGUAACAAUAAUUUGGUUAAUUUAUUUUCUAGCUCUAAAAAUAAGUCAUUUAGUUCUAAAAAAAUUUCUAUCAGCAAUAUCAAGUUUGGAAUUCAAUCUUAUAAAACUGCAAAUGAUAUUUGCCCAAUCACUUUCAAUCAGGAAAACCUUUGCAAUAUUUUGAAAAACUUGGAAGCAGAUAAUAAUAUGUCUUUUGAAUUAGAAGAUAAGAAUAAUAUGAGCUUUGAAGUU